AUACUGGGGCCGGUGCUGCGCCCACGGGCGCGCCGGGGACAUCGGCGGAGCACUGGCCCCCGGGAGGGGGUGCGUUCCCCGCUGGUGCCUCCCCUCCCUGCCCCCGGGAACGAGGAAGCGGCUCCGGUCACCUUCAACCGUCCACUCGGCUGCGUAGUUCCCCGCUGGCGCCAUCCCCGAGUGCAGGGACCUGUCCCCACGCGGGGGAGUGGGGGUGCUGGCUCUGGACAUGGCUGGGCAGAGAGGAGGGCUGCCCCUGCUGCUGAGCCUGGCCGCGCUGGGCGUCACGCUGGCACCCACAGAGACCAUGGCACUGUUGCCUACCACCAACUCCACCACCGCAGCCAGCCUCCCGCCCUCCAGCCCCGAAACCUUCACAGCCAGCACUGCAACCCCUCGGGGCAGCAGCCCAGCAGCCUCCAGCAUCACCACACCUCAGGCAAGCGGCACCACAGCCCACAGCACUCCUGGGUCACCUCCCAGCACCACGAUGCAGCCUGACCCCUCCCCAACAGAGCUGGGGCUUAUCACUGGCACCCCAAAUCCAACUCCCAUGGCCACGACACCCAACUGUGCUGAGACCAUCAUCACGUCUGUGGGGACCAGCACAGCCCUGGCCGUCAGCUCGUUUGGAGUCGAAACAAGCACGCUGCCUCCCCCCACCUCCCCUCUUCUCUCCGCCUGGGUGGGCGCCACGCUCGGCACCAGCACGCACCAAGGGCCAGCCGUGACCGUGCCACUUGGCAGCAUGUCCCCAGAGGCUGGCAGCGCCUCUUCUCCCACGGCACCAGCUCCGACACCCGCUUCGGAUGAGCCCUCUACAACCCCGUCAGACACCACGGCCACCCCCGUUACCAGCACAGGGGUCCCCGGGAGCACCCCUGCCCCCAGUCUGCCGGCCACGACUGCCUCUGGUACCUCUACCCCGACAGUGCCUGAGACCCCCGGUGCCGCCGCGGGGACCACCACCAUGGAUGUGGCAGCAACUCUGUCGCCGAUUCUCUCUACCUCCCCGACACCUGUGGAGACCUCAGCACUGCUGCCCACCACUGACUCCACCACCACAGCCACCCUUCCUCCCUCCAGCUCUGAAACAGGAGCCUCCACCCUGGAGAGAUCCAGCACAUCCCUGGCGACUGGCAGUGCCUCACCUCCCACGGCACCAGCACCGACAGCCGCUUCGUCCGAGCCCUUGACCACCCUGGCAGACACCACAGCCACCCCUGUUAUCAGCACGGGGGGCCCCAGGAGCACCCCUACUCCCAGCCAGUCAUCUGAGACCACAUCCAGGACCACCUCUGACACCUCUAUCCCGACCAUGGGGCCAACCUCAGGAACCCCAACAGUAUCUGGGAUCCCCAGUACAUCCAUGGGCAUGGAACCCUCUUCCCCUGCCAUCGACUCAACCCAGACCCCAGAGGUUACCCUCAGGACCCCUGCAGACCUGCCAACAACGCUGCCCAUCUGCCCCACCACCACAUCCAACACCAGUGCGUCUCACCUCUUCCUGUCACUGCGGCUAACCUUCCCCCUGGACCUGGGGAACACCACGGUGCAGGAGCUGCUGUUGUCCAAGCUCCGCAGGGACCUGCAGACGGCGUUCCCCUGUGCCGGCCUGGCGGUGGGGUGGCGAGGGCAGAGGAAGACCUGACCACUUCUCCUCGCCUGGCCAGCACCCGUAGGGACUGGCAAACCUGCUCCCAGCUCCUUACUCUGUGGCGGUGCAGCCCUUUGGGGUAACCUGUACAGCUCCCAUUGAACCUGGGACCCCCCUGUCCUUCAAUGCGAACCCCCAAAGGACCCUCAGUGCUCCCCAUGGACUGGGGUGCCCCUUCCCCUUCCCACAACCUGUCUCUAUAGCCUAAGCCCUCCCACGAUCCUGCACUAAACCUGGCUCCCACACUGGCACCCCCCCAGUGCUGUUGAUGGUCUGAGGGGAGGGGACCCUGCAGGGACUGGGUCACAAAAGCCACCCUGGGGACUGAUGGAUGAAAGAAAGGAGACUUGAAGCCCCCAACGCUGCUGUGCCCAGGGCAAUCAGGGUCUCCGUGCUGGUUUGCAACCCGGGGAGGCUGCAGUGCCUGAGGUCUUCAAGAGAUGCUCCAUGGCUGCUUCACAUCCAGAGUGGGCCAAGAUGGAUCCUGGGGUGGCUCUGGGAAGGAGACAGGAGAGGAAAAGAGCCCCCUCUCCCACCUGAGCCACCUCCUGGGCCGAGCUCCUGAGCCCUGCAGCGCAGAGGGCGAGUGAAGCCAGAGCUCAGCACACGGGCUCUCCCCAGCUCUCCUGCGGUACUGCUGAUGGAGGAGCACGUGUGUGCCAGGACGGGCUGGGCAGUAAAGGGAAAUCCCCCAUUUUCAGCAGCAAA
Messenger RNA from Tyto alba (common barn owl), 2365 nucleotides. RefSeq names its product mucin-2-like. The transcript has 6 exons. NCBI's taxonomy places the organism in Eukaryota, Metazoa, Chordata, Aves, Strigiformes, Tytonidae. Bases 230 to 1651 code for a protein of 473 amino acids. The record is from RefSeq and is a predicted model, not a curated record.